Balaenoptera acutorostrata (minke whale) is the source of this 6549-nucleotide messenger RNA. RefSeq names its product synergin gamma (gene SYNRG). Gene Ontology annotation, cellular component: clathrin coat of trans-Golgi network vesicle. The transcript has 24 exons. NCBI's taxonomy places the organism in Eukaryota, Metazoa, Chordata, Mammalia, Artiodactyla, Balaenopteridae. The coding region runs from base 35 to 4273 and encodes 1412 amino acids. Gene Ontology annotation, molecular function: protein binding. The record is from RefSeq and is a predicted model, not a curated record.
GGGAAGGUGGCGGCGGCGGCGGGCCCGGAGCAAGAUGGCGCUGCGGCCGGGAACGGGAGCUGGCGGCGGCGGGGCCGCGGGACCUGGCGCGGGGGCUGCCGGCGGAGGCAGCUUCAUGUUUCCAGUUGCAGGUGGAAUAAGACCCCCUCAAGCAGGUCUGAUGCCGAUGCAGCAACAAGGAUUUCCUAUGGUCUCCGUCAUGCAGCCUAAUAUGCAAGGCAUGAUAGGAAUGAAUUACAGCUCUCAGAUGUCCCAGGGACCUAUCGCUAUGCAGGCAGGGAUACCAAUGGGACCAAUACCAGCAGGAGGAAUGCCUUACCUGGGACAAGCACCUUUCCUAGGAAUGCGUCCUCCAGGCCCACAGUACACUCCAGACAUGCAGAAACAGUUCGCCGAGGAGCAGCAAAAACGAUUUGAACAGCAGCAAAAGCUCUUAGAAGAAGAAAGAAAAAGACGCCAGUUUGAAGAGCAGAAGCAAAAGCUCAGACUUCUGAGUAGUGUGAAACCCAAGACAGGAGAGAAGAGUAGAGAUGAUGCUUUGGAAGCCAUAAAAGGAAACUUAGAUGGGUUUUCCAGAGAUGCUAAGAUGCACCCUACUCCAGCAUCACACCCUAAGAAACCAGAUUAUCCCACAUCAUCUCAUUCUGCUAAAACUGUCUCCCCAUCACCAGCCUUUCUUGAUGAAGAAGAAUUCAGUGACUUUAUGCAGGGGCCUGUUGAAGCUCCCACAUGUGGUCCUUCUUCCACUUCCCAGCCUUUUCAGUCUUUCCACCCCACCGCCCCACUUGGCCAGUUGCAUGCUCAGAAGGCUGGAGCACAGUAUAUCCCUCCAGGCCCUUCCUUGGAGGAGAAGCUCCUAGUAUCUUGUGAUAUAAGUACAUCUGGGCAGGAACAAAUUAAAUUAAAUACUUCUGAAGUUGGGCACAAAGCCAUAGGCCCAGGUUCCAGUAAGAACCAUCCCAGUUUAACGGCCAAUAACGGGGGUGCUGUAGAUGGACGUGUAAGUGGUACCACUACCGCAGAGGCAGAAAAGACUUCAGACCAAAACCUGUCCAUUGAAGAGAGUGGUGUGGGAGUAUUUCCCUCACAGGAUCCUGUUCAGCCCAGAAUGCCUCCUUGGAUAUACAAUGAAAGUUUGGUUCCAGAUGCGUAUAAGAAAAUUUUAGAAACCACAAUGACUCCGACUGGAAUAGAUACUGCUAAACUUUAUCCCAUCCUGAUGUCAUCCGGACUUCCCAGGGAAACUCUUGGACAGAUAUGGGCCUUAGCUAAUCGAACCACACCUGGCAAACUUACUAAAGAAGAACUUUAUACUGUUCUCGCCAUGAUAGCAGUAACACAGAGGGGUGUUCCUGCCAUGAGUCCCGAUGCUUUAAAUCAGUUUCCAGCGGCUCCUGUUCCAACUUUAAGUGGCUUUCCUAUGACUUUGCCUACUGCUGUGAGUCAGCCAACUGGGAUGCCUUCAGGCCCUGCAGGCUCCAUGCCCCUCACCCUCGGACAGCCAGUCAUGGGCAUUAAUCUUGUUGGACCAGUCGGGGGAGCUGCAGCCCAGACUUCCAGGGGCUUCCUGUCAACUUACCCUGCAAAUCAGGUGGUCAAACCAGAAGAAGAUGACUUCCAGGAUUUUCAAGAUGCUUCCAAGUCAGGAUCACUUGAUGACUCAUUCAGUGAUUUCCAAGAGUUGCCUGCUUCUUCAAAAUCAAAUUCGCAGCACGGAAACAGUGCCCCUUCUUUGUUGAUGCCACUUCCUGGAACUAAAGGAUCCGCUUCAGUGGAUAAAUAUGCUGUGUUUAAAGGAAUUGCAGCUGACAAGUCCUCUGAAAAUACUGUUCCAUUUGGAGAGCCUGGUGAUAAAUAUAGUGCUUUCAGAGAACUUGAACAGACAGCAGAGAGUAAAUCUUUAGGAGAAAACUUUGCAGAAUUCAGAUCUGCGGGAAAUGAUGAUGGUUUCACCGAUUUUAAAACCGCCGAUAGUAUCUCACCACUAGAGCCACCAGCAAAAGACAAACCUUUUCCGGCAGCCUUCCCCUCAGGAGCUAUCCAACAGAAACCACAAACACAAGUGAAAAAUCCUCUGAACUUAGCAGACCUAGAUAUGUUUUCCUCAGUUACUUGCAGCAGCGAGAAACCAUUGUCCUUUUCAGCUGCAUUUAGUGCAUCAAAAUCUGUUUCCUCACGACCCCAGCUAGCGGGAUCUGCGGCACCCAUGACGACAUUGGCGUCAACUAAAACUUCUAGUUUGGCUGAUGAUUUUGGAGAAUUCAACCUUUUUGGGGAAUAUUCUAGUCCAGCAUCUGUUGGGGAGCAGGAUGACUUUGCAGAUUUUAUGGCUUUCAGUAAUAGUUCUAUUUCAUCUGAGCAAAAGGCAGAUGACAAAUAUGAGGCCCUUAAAGAGGAAAGUAGUCCUGUUCCUCUAAGCAGCAGCGCGAGCAGCACAGUGAAGAACGGACAGAACUCUGCCGCUGCGUCUACCAAAUACGAUGUCUUCAAACAACUCUCUCUGGAAGGAUCGGGACUAGGUGUUGAAGAGCUGAAAGAUAACACUCCCUCAGGAAAGAGUGAUGAUGAUUUUGCUGACUUCCACUCCAGUAAAUUUUCUUCCAUGAACUCGGACAGAUCCCUGGGAGAGAAAGCAGCGGCUUUCAGACACACCAAAGAAGACUCUGCUUCGGUGAAGUCCUUGGAUCUCCCUUCCAUUGGUGGCAGCAGUGUUGGCAAGGAGGACUCUGAAGACGCACUCUCUGUUCAGUUUGACAUGAAACUGGCUGAUGUGGGAGGAGAUCUUAAGCAUGUCAUGUCUGAUAGCUCUUUGGAUUUACCCACAGUUAGUGGCCAGCAUCCUCCUGCUGCAGAUAUAGAGGACUUAAAAUGUGCUGCUUUUGGAACCUACAGUAGCAGUUUUGCAGUGAGCACACUCACGAGCUAUGACUGUUCAGACAGGGAUGGUGCCUCUCAGGGCAGAAAACUCUCUCCAUUUGUCCUCUCAGCAGGAAGCGGAGCCUCCGCAGCUGCCUCGGCCCUUCAAAAGAAAGACACUUCAUUCGGCAGUACCGAAAACCUCCCCAUGACAUCUCUCUCCAAAGUCACAGCCUUCACAAGCGAGGAUGCUCCUCCAGAGACGACCUUCCCAGCUUUUGCCAGUUUUAAAGAUGUGAUGCCACAGGCCAGCGAGCAAAAGGAGUAUAAAAGCGGGGACUACAGGGAUUUCACCAGACAGGACCUGCCUGCGGCUGAACGGAGCCAGGAGGCCACGUGCCCAAGCCCAGCCUCCAGCAGCGCUUCUCACGACACCCCCAAAGAAUGUGCAGAUGACUUUGGAGAGUUUCAAAGCGAAAAGCCCAAAAUCAGCAAAUUUGACUUUUUAGUGGCCAAUUCACAAGGCAAAAUGAAAUCCAGUGAAGAGAUGAUCAAAAGUGAGCUGGCAACCUUUGACCUUUCCGUUCAAGGAUCGCACAAGAGGAGUCUGAGCCUUGGUGAUAAAGAAAUAAGCCGUUCUUCUCCUUCUCCGGCCCCGGAGCAGCCUUUCAGAGACCGCUCCAACACGCUGAGCGAGAAGCCCGCCCUGCCUGUCAUCCGCGACAAGUACAAAGACCUGACCGGAGAGGUGGAGGAGAAUGAGAGAUAUGCAUAUGAAUGGCAGCGGUGCCUGGGGAGUGCCCUAGAGGUCAUUAAGAAGGCCAAUGAUACCUUAAAUGGAAUCAGUAGUAGUUCUGUAUGCACAGAAGUAAUUCAGUCAGCUCAAGGCAUGGAAUACUUAUUAGGUGUUGUUGAGGUGUACAGGGUAACCAAACGUGUGGAGCUGGGGAUAAAAGCCACUGCAGUGUGCAGUGAGAAACUCCAGCAGUUGCUAAAGGACAUCGAUAAAGUAUGGAAUAACCUAAUUGGCUUCAUGUCACUCGCCACACUCACGCAAACACCCAUCAGGACUCAGCCACCGUGUUUCGAAGUUCUCAGAAGCAUUCUCUGCCACCACGCUCCUUUCCCCUUGAGUCGGCCUGAUGAAAAUUCACUGGAUUUUUCCUCUUGUAUGCUACGGCCCGGGAUUAAAAACGCUCAGGAGCUUGCUUGUGGGGUGUGCCUUUUAAACGUGGACUCCAGGAGCCGGAAAGAAGAGAAGCCUGCAGAAGAACAUCCUAAAAAAGCGUUCAACUCGGACACGGACAGCUUCAAGCUGGCGUAUGGGGGACACCAGUAUCAUGCCAGCUGUGCCAACUUCUGGAUCAACUGUGUCGAACCGAAACCUCCCGGCCUUGUCCUGCCUGAUUUGCUCUGAAGUCUCCUGAGAGCUCCUCUGGGAAGUACUGGCUGGGUUUGUUUGUUUUCCAUCACACCCCUUGGGGUGACAGGGACCAAUAAACAGAAUGCGAAUGCUGCAGAGCUCCCCCCGCCGCCAUCAGUCUACGUGAAGAAAUCCUCAGGAGGUGGCACGGGAGGAAGAAAUCCUCAGGAGGUGGCGCGGGAGGAAGAAAUCCUCAGGAGGUGGCGUGGGAGGAGGUGCUGCAGAAGUUCCCAGUCUUUCCCACCGACCACCUUUGCCCCCAGGUUCCCUCGGCCAGUCUUUGGGAUUCGGGGUAAAACUGCUCUACCCAAACUGCACUGGAAGUUUGCUAACUUAUCUCUAGUUCUCUUAAGAUGUUUUAAAACAUGGACCACAAUUUUCUUUAUCUAAGGAAUAUUUGCUGCUGCAGUAUUGAAACUGUGAAGAAUUGACAUUUGAAGAAAACUGGAGUUGGAAGGAUGUUUUGAGCCAGUGUUUUGUGUGUAUCUAGAACACCUACUGUUCUGUGAAGUAGAAUGCAUUUAUCCGUAUUUAGUUUGUUAAUAUCUGACAUGAAUAAAAAGGGGAAAAUUGUGAUUAAACUGAUAUUCUUUUUAUAGAAAAAAUGCUGCUUCUCUCCAUUGGACAAUGGCAGGUGGGUGAGGGCAGAUUUACCAGCUUUACUGUCGCAACCGAACCAAUUCUCUACUCUUUUCGUUCAUUUCUAAGACUGUCAACUUUUAAGAAAACUUUCUGAAAACAUGCCUGGGAACUUUGCAGUGAGAAGAACAUUCAUUUUGAUAGAGGCCUGAAUCUCGGGUAUCGGGGUGAGUAUUGUUGCCCUUAGGCGCCGUCACUGAAAGCCUUGUUUUACCUCACACACAGACUGUGAACGUGAUAUUUUUUUCAGAUGAGAUUUGCAAAGCCAGCUGAAUGAAAUCUCUUUGCAGAGGCCUCUAGCCAAACUUCCAGAAAUGACUGCACAGGGACCAAUACCGCAGUAUCUGUGAGAGACUGGGAAAUUAAUUCAGGGUUAGAAGGUGGAGCUCCUGGUCUAGCGAGGAGAAAAGUAAGGUGUGUAUUUGUGGUUAGAGGCAUGUGACUUAGAAGUAAAGGCAGGAAAUUGUUCAAAAACAGCACUGAGUUUUAGAAGGAAAAGGCUCAUGCUCUCUGGUAUAGGGAAUUUUCUUUGCCACUUAAACUGAAUGCAUAAAAUCCGGGGGAAAAAAGCCAAGUGGUUAAAGACUGUGUUAUUCCUGGGAAGAACCCGCCAAACUAGGACACACGUUUCUCUCAAUUGUUAAUUAUGUGCUUUGUGAAGAGAUUUUGAAUCUUGUGUGUUUCACUUUGUAUGGCUUAAGCUCUCUGACCUAGACUUAGUUUUUAUUUGUAAACUGGAACAGUUGGUUUCGUCUGUGUAAUUGCUGCUUUACAUAAUUAAUUAGAUCAUUUUCCCUCCUGAGGACAAAACUUGAGGAAAUUCUGUUUUGUUCCACCUUACUACCUUUUACUUCCAUCCGCUCCAAGAAAGGUAGACAACGUUUUCAUUCCCGAGCUGUUGAUGAGGCUUCGGCUUCACCUGGCUGCGCGCCAGAGUGCACAGAGAACUGUUGAUGAGGUAAAUCUGUUUUUCUCAUUUGCUCCAGAUGAUACCAUCUCCAGCUACUAAUGACUGGGACUGCUGUCUCUGAACUGUUACCUUUGCCCUCCACAGAGCCAGUGGGUGUUAGUGACAACAAAAGUGGGCUGGUUUCUAGCAGGUUUUGCCUGAGGCCUCUGGGUUCCACUUUAGCCUGUGCAGCACCUAGGGUUUCAACAUGGCACCAAAAUUCAAGCAGCCUUCUAACUGGUCUUACACAUUCCAUGAUAGACCAUGAUAACAAAAUCUACCUUUGCGACAAGAAAUGUCUCCCAGUUUGACAGAAUUUACAUUGCAGAGACAUUUUUUGGAAAUGCUAUGUGGACUAUUAUUCUGUCACAGUGGUCCAUACUGAUGACAUUUUAGAAAGUAUGCUCACCUGUUAACUAGAUUGGCUUCCAUUUCUAGAUAUAUUCCAGAAUGCCUCAGAUACAAUUCGUAAGUAUAAUUACUGCUGACCUUACCAAGUAUCAUAGGUUUAGUCACUCCAUGGGAGGUGCCAGGGGAAGAUACAGCAGACAUCAAUAAAAAGCCUUUGGUAUGAAGAGUAUUCACUACUUUCAGUUAUCUGUUUAGUACUGGAGAUGUUUUAUUAGAUCCACCAAUAAAGAUCUGGGGAGUGUAGAAUACCAUUGCAUUGAUUUUCUUUAUG